Messenger RNA from Verruconis gallopava, 1238 nucleotides. RefSeq lists its product as uncharacterized. Gene Ontology annotation, biological process: allantoin catabolic process. Lineage: Eukaryota; Fungi; Ascomycota; Dothideomycetes; Venturiales; Sympoventuriaceae. Gene Ontology annotation, molecular function: ureidoglycolate hydrolase activity; ureidoglycolate lyase activity. Bases 179 to 1000 code for a protein of 273 amino acids. The record is from RefSeq and is a predicted model, not a curated record. The transcript has a single exon.
GUUUCUUGCCGUCAGAUCACUGAAAUCUUUCCAACCAGUCCACGACCCGACAGAUAUUCCCCUGUCCCUUGUCGUGAGAAUCCUGUCUUUCGCUACCGAUCACACGGCCAUUCUUGGGUCUCCGGAGGUGGGGUCGAGGGAAGGAGUGAUUUGAGGAACAAAAGAAAGCCACCCCGCGAUGACGGCGUGGCCCAAGCCCGUCUCCGCGGCGGCGGUCGAGGUCAAAAUAGAACGGCUCGACGGCGACGCGUUUGCGCCGUUCGGGACGGUGAUCCAGAACCCGGCGCGCGCCGAGCGCCGCGCGUCGUCCACGCUCCGGCUGAACGUCGUCGAGGCCAACCAGGGCUCCGCGCUCAAGUACGUCGACGUGUCGCACCUGACGAACCACUACGGGUCAGCGCCCAGCGGGAGGCCGGCGCGGCCGGUCGUGAACAUGUUCGUGUGCAAGCCGCGCCCGCUGCGUGCGAGGCGGUGGCCUGGCGCCGGCGAGGCCGACCACGUGUUUGACGUGCGGGUUCUGGAGAGGCAUCCCUUCACGCCGCAGACGUUUGUGCCCGUUGGCCUUGCGGCCGCGGAUCCGAAGACGAAGUACCUGGUUGUGGUGGCGCCGACGCUGCCGGACGUGCAGCAGGCGGCGACCGGCGUCGCCAGCGGUUUGCGCAAGCCUCGGCCGGCACGGCCAUCUCAUCCAACGACGCAGCUGUCGGACGCAGAAGCCUUGGCCCCGAAGCCCAAGGGCCAAGGCCUGCCAGACCUGAGCAAGCUUCGUGCCUUCCUUGCGGACGGAAGCCAGGCUGUCACGUAUGGGCCUGGAACGUGGCAUGCGCCCAUGGUCGUCCUCGGCGAGGAGCCUGUUGACUUUGUCGUGGUGCAGUUCGCAAAUGGCGUGGGCGACGAGGACUGCCAGGAGGUCUUGCUGCAGAGCGAGGGUGGCAAGGGCGUCGAGGUGGUGGUAGAGAUGACACCGGAUAGCCCUCAACUGGUGAGAUCAAAGUUGUAGCAGGACGGAAGGCCAAAAUACGGGGGAAGAAAAUAGAAGAAUGGGGCAUGUGGAAGAUUCAAUAUCUUGUCUUGGGACAGUUCAAUAUAUCAAGAAAAGGACUGAAACGAAGCAACUUUUUUGGAAUGCGUUAUGAUUGAUUAUCUGUACAUACUCGCCCAACCCACUGCAAUUUUAUCUCACAGUGCCCGCAGAACCUCAUCAAUCCAGGCCAAACGCACAGCGCUACAGCCCCUUG